AUGCUAAAGCCUAUCCUCCGCGAACUAGGCCUCAUAUCCCUCUACAACUCCCCCUGGGACACAAAACUGCUCUGCGCCCAACGCUUCGUGCGCCUGUUUGCCUAUGGCGGUUCCACGCUCAUCCUCGCCUCGUAUCUGUCGUCAUUGGACAUUUCCGAUGACCGAAUUGGAUUGUUCAUGACGCUUACGCUGGUGGGUGAUGUGUUUAUCAGUUUCUUUCUUACGUUGUUUGCGGACCGGCUUGGCAGAAAAGCGGUGUUGUUACUGGGGUCGGCGAUGAUGUGUGGGAGUGGUGUUGCGUUUGCCUUGAGUGGGAAUUAUUGGGUUUUGUUGCUUGCGGCGGUUUUGGGGGUUAUUAGUCCUGGAGGAAAUGAAAUAGGUCCCUUCCGCGCCGUCGAAGAAUCGACUAUAGCCCAUAUUACAGCCAAAGAGCAUAUGAGUGAUAUCUAUGCCUGGUACUCGCUAAUUGGAACUGCGGGCACAGCGCUGGGAAUGAUGGUGUGCGGAUGGGUCAUGACGUUAUUGCAGGAGACCAAGCAAUGGGAUUUUGUACCUGCGUGUCGCGUUGUGUUUAUCAUGUAUGCGGGAGUUGGUGCGACCAAGUUUUUGCUCACGAUGGGAUUGAGUAAGAGUGUUGAGGUUCAGAAGAAGAAGGAAGACAACGCAGCCACUGCUCCGAGUGAGACGGAUCCAUUGUUGGGAUCUAAUGGUCAAGAAACCGAAGAAAGCGUCGUCCCACCGAAACAAAAGAAACUCUUCUUCCUGCCCGGUGUCGAGGCUGAGCUCGUCGGCCUAGUGACCAGUCUCUUACUCCUGUUCGGCCUGGACUCGUUCGGUUCAUCGCUCGCUUCAUUAUCAUGGAUAACAUACUACUUCCGCCGCAAAUUUGGCAUGUCGGACGGCGAGCUCGGCUCCCUCUUUUCUAUCACCAGCGUCAUCCAAGCAAUCUCUAUGCUGCUCGCCUCCUCCAUCGCAAAACGGUUCGGCAACGUGCGCACCAUGGUCUUUACGCAUUUACCGUCAUGCAUCUUUCUAGCCACAAUGUCCCUCCCGAAUUCUCUGCCUCUGGCAAUGACCCUGCUGAUUGGUAGAGCGUGUACACAAAACAUGGACGUUGCGCCUCGAUCGGCGUUUUUGGCUGAAGCGUUACCUGCGGAUCAGCGGACGGCGAUUAUGGGGACAAUUAAUGUGGUCAAGACGACUGCGUCGAGUCUUGCACCAUUGUUGACCGGUAUUUUGUCUUCGAGUGGCAAGUUGUGGAUUUCGUUUGUGAUUGCGGGUUGUAUGAAGAUUGCAUAUGAUUUGGGGAUUUUGGCUACAUUUGGAGCCAUGGAUAGAGAGCAUCGCAGAAAGGCGCGGGCUGCUGCUGCUGCUGCUGAGACGGAGGAUGAUGCUUGA
Molecule: messenger RNA, 1398 nt
Organism: Talaromyces marneffei
Lineage: Eukaryota; Fungi; Ascomycota; Eurotiomycetes; Eurotiales; Trichocomaceae
Exons: 3
Coding region: 1-1398 (465 amino acids)
Biological process (GO): transmembrane transport
Cellular component (GO): fungal-type vacuole membrane
Molecular function (GO): transmembrane transporter activity
Source: RefSeq, a predicted model, not a curated record